Cyprinodon variegatus (sheepshead minnow) is the source of this 1812-nucleotide messenger RNA. Its product is annotated as adapter molecule crk-like. The transcript has 3 exons. Bases 288 to 1220 code for a protein of 310 amino acids. The record is from RefSeq and is a predicted model, not a curated record. Gene Ontology annotation, molecular function: protein binding. NCBI's taxonomy places the organism in Eukaryota, Metazoa, Chordata, Actinopteri, Cyprinodontiformes, Cyprinodontidae.
UUUCCGGUAGAUGAGGUCAACUUUUCCCUAGAUCCGCCAUUUCAGUCCCGAAGGCGGUUGUCGCUCGUAAGUUUAGAUCAGUUCUGCGUUACAGCAAGCAGUUAGCAGCGGUUCUGGUUGCUUUCGCGGCUUUUUAAAACGAAACAGAACUUCGCUGUUCAAAAUCUCCAAGUCGUGAUUUUUUGUUGCGUUUGUUUCCCCGCCGCGGUGUUGGGAAACCGAAGUUUUUGUAUGAGUUGUGAGAGAAGGCGGGCCUGGCCUGAAGCCUCGGACCGGACUCCGCUGCAAUGGCCGGUCAUUUUGAUACUGAGGAUCGUGCUAGUUGGUACUGGGGCCGCCUGAGCCGCCAAGAAGCGGUCUCCCUUCUACAGGGACAGAGACACGGAGUCUUCCUGGUUCGGGACUCGAUCACCAUUCCUGGAGACUAUGUCCUCUCCGUUUCCGAGAACUCCAAAGUUUCUCACUACAUUAUCAACAACCUGAGUAACAACAGGCAGUCUGGCUCAGGUUUGGCGGCUUCUCGGUUUCAGAUCGGGGACCAGGAGUUUGAGGCGCUUCCAGCUUUGUUAGAGUUCUAUAAGAUCCACUAUCUGGACACCACUACGCUCAUAGAGCCUGUUAGUAAGUCCAAGAGCGGUGCGUCCAAUGCCUCCCCCUCUCCUGGCGUCCCCCAACAGCCAAAAGAGACGGAGUUUGUCCGCGCGCUCUUUGACUUCCCCGGGAACGAUGAGGAAGACCUGCCCUUUCGAGCGGGAGACGUCCUGCGCGUGCUGGAGAAGCCAGAGGAUCAGUGGUGGAGCGCCGCCAACCAGGAGGGCCGAGUUGGGAUGAUCCCGGUUCCCUAUGUGGAAAAGUACCGGCCCGCCUCGCCAACCUCAGCCUCGGGUCCGCCUGUUGUCGGAGGGGAUUCAGCCGGUCCAGACGGGAUGGGGAGCAUGCAGGACAGCCCACUGGGGGACCCCGGUCCGUAUGCUCAACCAGUGGUGAACUCCCAGCUCCCCAAUCUGCAGCAGGGACCCGUUUACGCAAGGGCCAUUCAGAAAAGGGUGCCCAACGCCUACGACAAGACGGCGCUGGCACUGGAGGUGGGGGACAUGGUGAAAGUGACCAAGAUCAAUAUGAACGGCCAGUGGGAGGGCGAAUGCAAGGGGAAACAAGGCCACUUCCCCUUCACCCACGUCAGCCUGCUGGAGCAGCAACACCCCGACGACGAGAGCUGAGGAGAACCGAGCCGGCCGGCCGGCGCCUCCAGUCCCCCUCAACCGUUCCGUCGCGCUCGGAAAGGAGGAGGCUCACCGCAUCCGAGCCGACCUGGACCAGGAUCUGCUGGGUCUGCCAGCAGGAGACGUGUUGGAUGGAUCUGCUGCGGCCAUUUUGAUGGACAGUUUAAACCGAGGUCAGACUGGUUUUGGCGGGUCGGUAUUAGCCUUUAUUCUAAGCCAGUUAAACCUGCUGGUGUGUCGGAAGCAAGGUAAAAACCUGUUUCAGAUUAAAUGGAUUUGAAUUGAUGGUGGGUUUUAUACGUUGAUUUGAUAUUUAUUGCCAUGAUGCAGAUAAUUCCUGGGCUUCCAGGAUGCCUGAUUUUAAACGUCUGGUUGAUCAAAACAUUGUCCUGUAGCUUAAGAACACUUCAUGUCUUCUUUUUCAUGGUCAGUCUUUGUAAAAUCUUAUCAUUACCAUCAAUGGUAUUUUUAUAUUAGAUUUUUUAUACUCUGAUUUGUUUUUUUUUUGUUUUUUUUACUUUGAUCAAACAUCUGGAAAGGAGCAUCCAGCAUUUCGAUUUUAUUUGUGUUUCUUUUAAAGAAAAAGUCC